AUGAAGAAUUUUCUUACGACGUGGUUACUAAAAAAUUAUAACCGAUCAGCGGCUCAUAGCCAACGAACGUUAUUGUUCCAUGGUACAAAAAUUAGUUGUAAUAAUCCUCAACGAUUUAUUGGGAAUAAUAAUUUUUGUUUAUUUAGUUGUGGUAUGUGUGGUAUAAUACAAAAUGGUAAUCAAGGAAAAUAUAGUAGAUUUAACGGAAGAAUGUGGUUUGCUAAUAAUUCUGCCAUAUCAUUGGGUUAUUGUGGUUUAUCAACUUUUAGAACUAUGUUUAAUUGUCAAAAACGUUCGGCUAUUACACAAUUGGUACAAACCUUAGAAGAAAAUGGAAGAUUAGGAGGACUCGGAGGAUUGCUUGAGUAUUCUUUAUAG
Rhizophagus irregularis DAOM 181602=DAOM 197198 is the source of this 378-nucleotide messenger RNA. NCBI's taxonomy places the organism in Eukaryota, Fungi, Glomeromycota, Glomeromycetes, Glomerales, Glomeraceae. The record is from RefSeq and is a predicted model, not a curated record.